Molecule: messenger RNA, 876 nt
Organism: Mizuhopecten yessoensis (Yesso scallop)
Lineage: Eukaryota; Metazoa; Mollusca; Bivalvia; Pectinida; Pectinidae
Product: translation initiation factor IF-2-like
Exons: 1
Coding region: 1-876 (291 amino acids)
Source: RefSeq, a predicted model, not a curated record
AUGAACAACAACGGAAUCCGGAGCACAGCAGCGGAAUACGGGAUUCAACAGAGGAAUCCGGGAUACAACAACGGAAUACGGGAUACAACACCGGAAUACGGGGCACAGCAUCGGAAUAAGGGGCACAACAGAGGAAUAUGGGACACAACAACGGAAUACAGGAUACAACAACGGAAUACGGGGCACAGCAGCGGAAUACGGGGCAAAACAACGGAAUACGGGGCACAGCAGCGGAAUACGGGGCAAAACAACGGAAUACGGGGCACAGCAGCGGAAUACGGGGCACAGCAGCGGAAUACGGGGCACAACAUCGAAAUACGGGGCACAGCAACGGAAUACGGGGCACAACAACGAAAUACGGGAAACAGCAACGGAAUACGGGGCACAGCAGCGGAAUACGGGGAACAACAACGAAAUACGGGGCACAGCAACGGAAUACGGAGCACAGCAGCGGAAUACGGAAUUCAACAGAGGAAUACGGGAUACAACAACGGCGGAAUACGGGAUACAACAACGGAAUACGAGGAACAACAACGGAAUACGGGGCACAACAACGGAGGAAUACGGGACACAACAACGGAAUACGGGGCACAACAACGGAGGAAUACGGGACACAACAACGGAAUACGGGGCACAACAACGGAAAACGGGAUACAACAACGGAAUACGAUGAACAACAACGGAAUACGGAGCACAGCAGCGGAAUACGGGAUUCAACAGAGGAAUACGGGAUACAACAACGGAGGAAUACGGGAUACAACAACGGAAUACGAUGAACAACAACGGAAUACGGAUCACAGCAGCGGAAUACGGGAUUCAACAGAGGAAUACGGGAUACAACAACGGAAUACGGGAUACAACAACGGAAUACGAUGA